AUGGCGCCCACCAAGCCCCAAUCUGAAGAGCAGCCCGUCAAGCGCGGCCGUGGCCGUCCCCCCAAGGACCCGUCCGAGAGGAAGGCUGUUGCCCCCCCUAGUGGUCGCCCUCGUGGCAGGCCCAAGGGUAGCGGUGGUGUGAAGAAGCCUGCUCAGAAAACUGCUGCCAGCACCAUCUCUCGCCGCGGACGUCCUCCCAAGGCUGCUGCUGCUGCCACCCCCGUUGCCGCCAAGAAGAAGGCUGCUACGCCCAAGGCUUCUGCUUCCAAGGCCACCCCCUCUUCCACUGGCAGAGGUCGCGGUCGUCCUCGCAAGUCGGAUGUCAGCGAGGCUGCCGCUCCCAUCUCCAAGAAGGCUACCCCCAAGAAGAGCACGACACCCAAGAAGGGCGGACCCGGCAGACGUGGCCGCCCCCCCAAGGCUGUGACCGAGGAGUCUGCCGAGGAGGAUGCGGAAGAGGCCGAGAAGGCCGCCUCUGAUGCUGCCUCUGACGUCGACGAGGCUGCAAACUUCGAUGACGAUUUCAAGGAUGCCGACGGUGACGUAGAUAUGGACUUGAACGGUUCGGGUCCUGUUGACAUCGAAGCAACUGGUAAAGAGGUUCGUACGAGCACCAGCAACCCACAAGGCAGCUUUUCAUUCAAUGGCAUCCUGUAA
Sordaria macrospora k-hell is the source of this 657-nucleotide messenger RNA. RefSeq lists its product as uncharacterized. Gene Ontology annotation, molecular function: DNA binding. Gene Ontology annotation, biological process: regulation of DNA-templated transcription. The record is from RefSeq and is a predicted model, not a curated record. Gene Ontology annotation, cellular component: nucleus; chromatin. NCBI's taxonomy places the organism in Eukaryota, Fungi, Ascomycota, Sordariomycetes, Sordariales, Sordariaceae.